AUGGUGACUGCGAAACUUUUAGGCUGCACGUGCAAUCGAGGACCUCCAGGACCGAUGGGACCUCCCGGUCCUGAUGGCAAAGUGGGUCUGCCAGGUAUGGCAGGAAGACCCGGUCGCGCUGGAAAGCCUGCACCGCCAGGCGCAGUUUUGGAAGCGCCCGCCGCCAAGCAGUGCACACAAUGUCCGGACGCACCGGCUGGACCUCCAGGAAUGGCUGGAAUGAAGGGCCCGAGAGGACCACCCGGUGAACCGGGAAUGAGAGGCGAAACCGCACCUGCAGGAAUGCAAGGGCCGCCUGGACCGCCAGGUCCUCAAGGCCCACCAGGAAUGGCCGGUUCUAAAGGCCCAAGAGGUGACGAUGGCGAGCGUAUCGUUACCGAAGGACCACAAGGACCCCCAGGACCUCAGGGUCCAGUCGGACCUGAUGGACCACGCGGACCCCCAGGAACUCGAGGAAGACCUGGUGUAAAGGGCGUCAUUGGACCCGCAGGAGACAUGGGCGACGUCGGUCCACCUGGCAGAGCAGGUCCAAAAGGAAUUCCAGGACAAAUGGGAAUUCGCGGAAUCGAUGGCGGCUGUGCACAUUGUCCACCUCCUAGAACUGCUCCAGGAUAUUGA
Messenger RNA from Soboliphyme baturini, 618 nucleotides. NCBI's taxonomy places the organism in Eukaryota, Metazoa, Nematoda, Enoplea, Dioctophymatida, Soboliphymatidae. The record is from the annotation of a GenBank genome assembly.